This is a messenger RNA of Helianthus annuus (common sunflower), 1333 nucleotides long. RefSeq names its product transcription factor MYB30. NCBI's taxonomy places the organism in Eukaryota, Viridiplantae, Streptophyta, Magnoliopsida, Asterales, Asteraceae. The transcript is spliced from 3 exons. The coding region runs from base 161 to 1150 and encodes 329 amino acids. The record is from RefSeq and is a predicted model, not a curated record. Gene Ontology annotation, biological process: response to auxin.
UAUUCAUAACCUUACCCUCUUACUACUUCUGUGUUAAGUCUCAUCACUUCUCAGUUCUCAACAAAACACAACAAUACAUCAAUUCUUCAAAUAUAUAGAGAAGAAAAGGAGAGCUUUAAAAUCAUAAAGAAGUAAGUUUUUGCAAGAUUGGAUCAAGAAAAUGGGAAGGCCUCCGUGUUGUGAUAAACUUGGUGUCAAGAAGGGUCCAUGGACACCUGAGGAAGAUAUCAUGCUUGUUUCUUAUGUUCAACAACAUGGACCUGGUAACUGGCGUCAAGUACCUACUAAUACGGGACUGCGAAGAUGCAGUAAGAGUUGUAGAUUAAGAUGGACGAAUUAUCUGAGGCCUGGAAUCAAAAGGGGAGAUUUCACUGAUGAUGAGGAGAAAAUGAUCAUUCAGCUUCAAACUCUUCUGGGCAACAAAUGGGCAGCUAUAGCUUCAUAUCUUCCUGAAAGAACAGAUAAUGACAUCAAGAACUACUGGAAUACUCAUUUGAAAAAGAAGCUGAUCAGAAAGCAUCAGAGAGGAUUUGAGGAUCAAGAUCUAAUUCACAAUAACAAAGAUCAUUUCGCGUGUUCAACAACUUCAUCCUCUUCUCCACACUGUAUCUCCAGAGGCCAGUGGGAGAAGAGGCUUCAAACCGAUAUUCAUAUGGCGAAACAAGCGCUGAAUGAUGCUUUAUCUAUUGAUCAUAAGCCCAUUUUGGUACCCCAAGCUAUAAAAACAUGCACACAAACACCUGUUUACCCUUCUAGCACUGAUAACAUUGCUAAAUUGCUUAAAGGGUUUAUGAAAAACUCACCCAACAAUAACAAAACGUGCUCGAAUUCGAGCACUAACGAGUCAAGUGAUGAAGUUAAUGCUCUUAGCAGUGAAAGCAAGACAUCUUCUGGAACUAAUUUGUCUGAAGCAUUUGAAUCCCUUUUUGAGUUUCAUCCAUCUUUCCCAUCUCCGAAUAAUUCUGAGUUUUCGCAAACAAACACGUCUACGGAGGGAAGUAUCUUCCAAGGGGAAAGCAUCCAAGAUCUGCGAUUUUCGAUGUCCGAGAAUUGGUUGCUUGAUCAAACAACUGGGGACGUGUUUGAUCAAGGAAAAGAAGAUUUAUCUAACUUUUCCUUUGAUGAAAACACUAACUUUUUUGAUGAUUGAUUCAUUGCUUAUAUCAAUCAAUCAAUUAAUCUUGUUUCUUUGUAAUUUUGUGGAGGGUUAAAUUAAUUAAUUGACAUUAGAGAUGUAGAACUCAAUUUGUUUUGAAGUUGGCAUGUGACUUCUACAAACCAUUUUCUGUAUUUUGUUUAGAAUUUAAGUUUUGGGUUCUAAGAUUUGUAGCUU